UGCGCGUAACUUAUAAUAUCUAGUCUAGUUCGAGUCUGUCAGAGCACAUGUUUUUGUUGUUUAUAUCGUGUAAUUUGUGAGAAAUAUUAAGUUAUUUGCAAUAGUGGAAAUCAUGGAAGAAAAUAAUUCAAAAUGUAUAUUUUGUAGACAAUCCUGUAAUGCGUUAAAGUUAUUUACUAAAGAUACAUUUUAAAAAAUCAGAAUUGUAUUAAACAGCGAUUAAUCCAUAACAAAUUCCAAGGAAAUUUAGUUAUAAGAUGUUCUGAUACUGACAUUGCGAUAAUUAUGUUAGGACAUAUGCAUAAUUUAAAAAAUGAUGAUUCGAAUGUAUAGUUAAACGCAGGCACCGGAAAUAACCAGAGAUACAUCAAUUUGACAAAGGUUUACGAGUACUUGGGACCAUCUUUAUGUAGAAGUUUGCCAGGGUUUCACACUCUAACUGGAUGUGUCUUUAAUCCCGCCUUUUUUAAAAAAGGUAAACAAAGACCAUUCAAUAUAUUAAUGAAGAAACAUGAAUAUCAGCGAGCUUUCAUGCACUUUGGAGAAUCAGAGUUGUUUACCGAUGAGCGCAUCCAAAAAGAUAUUUUCAAAAUAAUCCAAAAAUUUAUCUGCGAAAUUUAUAGUGUUCCUGAUACGUGCAACAUUGAUGCUGCCCGGCUUCAGUUAUUUUUGAAUAAUUACAGCGUAUCUAAUAUUAACGAAGAAUUCGAUCGCAAAAAUUUAAAAAAAAUUUAUGCUAGCAGUUUACCACCAUGCCAAAGUGAGUUAUUCCAACAAUUCCGCCGUGCUAAUUACAUUUCUGGCAUAUGGAAUAAUGCAAAUGCAAAACAAACAACCAUUUUUACUCCUGAACACAAUGGGUGGAGAUUAGAAGAAAACCAAUAUCACUUUCAUUGGUUUCAUGGUGACCAAUUACCAGCAAACGUUAGUGAAUUCCUUCAAACUUCAGAAGAACCAGCCAGCAACAACAUAACUGAGAAUGAUGAAGAUGAUGCCUCGGAUGAGCAGCAUCAUGAUUGGUUGAACGAUGAAAAUUCUAAUAAUUGCGACAAUGAAUAUGAUGAUUAAAAGAUGAAAAAUGUUUGUUUCAAUUAAUCCUAGUUGAACAUUUUUUUACAAAAAU
This is a messenger RNA of Leptinotarsa decemlineata (Colorado potato beetle), 1123 nucleotides long. RefSeq lists its product as uncharacterized. Lineage: Eukaryota; Metazoa; Arthropoda; Insecta; Coleoptera; Chrysomelidae. The record is from RefSeq and is a predicted model, not a curated record.